AUACAGGUUUUAAUUUUGAAAUAAUAUGUUAAACAAUACUACAUCAAAUCCACGUUUAAAAUAGUAUGACGCGCGGGAUUAUUGGAAGAUUUGAAACUUUACUUAGAACCUGAAGAACAUCACUCGUCAAAUUAAUGUUUCUAACUUGAGAAAGGAAGAGAAAAGAAAGCUAUUUUUUUUUUUACUGCCAUGGACUGGAGGAAGCCAAACGAAAGUUGCUUGUUCUACACAGAGGGGCUCGGAUCUAGAGGGGAGAAUGAUCUUCGGUACGUGAAAGCCGUCAAGAAUCCGCCCCUGUACGGGCUGUGUACCCGAACUUCCCGCCGUGACCACCGCCCACCCAGCUGGCCCCCGGGCACGGAGUACCAGUACGCCUACUGCAGCAGCUAUAGGAGUCUGCUGCGCCCAUAGAGGACAAGGACGCAGGGUGGGGCGUCUGUUGGCCCAGGGGGUGGCGACAACAACGGCGCCCCAGAGGGGAACACCCUCUGUUUAAGCUGUACGAGACCACGCCCCACCCCCUGGUAGACAAACACUACCGGGGCGCCAUCUACCACCCCGACGACCCCAUGGGGGUGCAGGUCCCCGAGGAGUUGACCAAGUUGAGGGAGAACCUGGACGGUUCCAUCAGGAGGAUGAGCUGCCAGGAGCAUCUACAGAACCCCUACACCCCCAACUAUCGCUACCAGGACUGGGUGUCGCGGCCACUGACAGAGAUUGUCAGAGAGAUCGAAGCCAACCACACCCUGUACUGCCACCUACCCCCCGCCCCCACCCAGUACUGGGACUUCUACAACGAAGUGCGCAUGGGCAGACCAGCGAAAAAAUCCGCCCCGGAAGUAGAAUACCGCGAGUGUCGGGUCAUCCCAAUCCCAGCUUACAAGGACAUCCCGGAUGUGGUUCCCAGUGGCGCCACCAAUCACUAUGGUAACCACUCCAAGUACCAGAUGUCACUGCCGCCAUUUUAUGACCCUGAAGCCUCUCAACCGUGUCAGUUCAAAAAAUAAUGCGCGUACAAGCAGUCUGGAGUGUGAGUUAAACUUUCCCGUACCAUCUGUAAGCUCGAGUCGGUGCUAAACAUCAACACAUUUGAUUAAAUCAUUCUAAUUAAAGUCAUUUAAAGAAUAGAGAAAUGUCGACUUGUAUCC
Physella acuta is the source of this 1148-nucleotide messenger RNA. RefSeq lists its product as uncharacterized. The record is from RefSeq and is a predicted model, not a curated record. NCBI's taxonomy places the organism in Eukaryota, Metazoa, Mollusca, Gastropoda, Physidae.